Molecule: messenger RNA, 1771 nt
Organism: Falco peregrinus (peregrine falcon)
Lineage: Eukaryota; Metazoa; Chordata; Aves; Falconiformes; Falconidae
Gene: CRELD2
Product: cysteine rich with EGF like domains 2
Exons: 10
Coding region: 173-1261 (362 amino acids)
Molecular function (GO): calcium ion binding
Source: RefSeq, a predicted model, not a curated record
CGCCUGCGGCCGGGGCGUGCGCGGGGCAGACGCGGAAAUCUGAAUGGGGCUCGCGGGCCGGUCGCUACGGGGGCCGGGGCGGGGCGAGCGCGCUGCGCGCGGCCGGCGCUGACGCGGGCUCGGUGCGGCGGCUGGGGCGGCCCCGCUCCGCGUCCCCGGGGCUCCCCUCGCCAUGAGGCCGGGCCCCGUGUCUCGCCCGGGCCGGGCGUCCCUGUGGCUGGCGCUCUGCGCUGCCCUGUUGACGCUGCCGCCCGCCCUGGGCGCUGGCGAGCGGCGGCGCCUGGCGUGCUCCACCUGCCGGGGCAUCGUGGACAGGUUCAACCAGGGAUUAGCAGAUACAGCUAAAAAGAACUUUGGUGGUGGGAACACUGCUUGGGAAGAGAAGACACUGUCGAAGUAUGAGUCCAGCGAAAUUCGUCUUGUAGAGAUCAUAGAGAACCUGUGCGACAGUAGUAACUUUGAAUGUAAUAACAUGGUAGAAGAGCAUGAAGAAUAUAUAGAGAAAUGGUGGUUCAAACUAAAGAAGAAGUAUCCUGAUUUGUUUAAGUGGUUUUGCAUAGAAACAAUAGAAGUUUGCUGUCCUGCUGGAACUUAUGGACCAGAUUGCCUCGCUUGUCGUGGUGGAUCAGAAAGACCUUGCCAUGGAAAUGGCCACUGUGAUGGUGAUGGUACCAGAGGUGGAGAUGGCUCAUGUAGCUGUAACAAGGAGUACACUGGAGACUUUUGUUUGGACUGUUCUAAUGGUUACUUCAGUUCCUUGAGAAACGAGACGCAUUCUGUUUGUACAGCCUGCCACACUGCCUGUAAAACUUGUACUGGUUCAAGUAACAAGGACUGCCAGGACUGUAAAGAAGGCUGGAUUAAAAAUGAAGAAGCAGCUUGUGUGGAUUUAGAUGAGUGUGCUACUUCUCCUUGCAAAGAUCACCAGUACUGUUUGAACACAGAUGGAUCUUUCUCAUGCAAAGCGUGUGAUGCCAGCUGUGUAGGUUGCACAGGGGAAGGUUCUGACAAGUGUAAGACCUGCGCAUCUGGAUACAUGAAGGAAGAUGAAAAGUGUACAGAUAUAGAUGAAUGUAGCCUUCCUGAAAAGGUCUGUGUGAAAGAGAAUCAAGACUGUGUUAAUACUUCAGGUAGUUACAAGUGUGUAUGUUCAGAAGGGUUUGAAGAUAAGGACGGAACGUGUGUUCAAACUGUAAAAACAGGAGAGGAAGUACAGAGUGGAAUAACUGAGCCAUCACCUACUGGACAUGAUGACUUAUGAUCUGCAUUCAGAAUGAAAAGACAUUCCUAUCUAAAGUUCUAAAUUAUUGGACUAAGCCUCUGCUAGCUGACGUACUGUGGAAAUGGUAUUAAAUAUGCAGGUUGCCAUUAAGAUUUUGUUUUUUAAAUGGUGAUAAACUGCUCUUUAAGCUGCAUUUCUUUAUUCUCAAAUGGCACUUUUUAUAUAAUUCUUCAAGAACAAUACUCUAGAUGGGUUGGUACAAAAUUUGAAUUAACAUAACACUGUUCCCAGCAAUUGCAAACAAAUUGCAGGCCUCUCCUUCUAGUGCCUACUGAAAACUAUCAUCAGUUGGAAGGACUUAGUUGCACUUCAUAAAUCAAGAAAAAUUUAGACUCAAGUUUGUUGUUUCUUGACGUGAGAAAUAUUUCUUUAACUGAAAUACAGCUUUCAGAAACUGUCAAAGGGAAUCUCUUUGGGGGGGAGGCACUGCUCCCUUAAAUGAAAUAGAAUGCCUAAUACUGCAUUCAAUAAAAGUUUAUUUUGUUGGAA